UAUCAGCGGCAGGAUGGCUAUCGCCCCUGCUCGCGCUAUUUUGAUAGUUAGUUUCAAUAUAUUCCGUGUAGUAUGCAGGAAAUACGGAUUUUACCUUGUUAUUGGGAUAAUGAUCAUCCUAUUUCAAGGUUUUUCGGGGUACUAUGUGUUGCGCCUGGGGACAGAUGAGAGGCAGUUGGAAGCUUACAACAGCCGAUCCAUACCUGAAGAGGAGAGAUCACAAGUGGAUGUUGAGAGUCGUGUGUAUCAAGCCAACGACAAGGGAGACGCUGAUAGUCACAACAAAGGUCCUCCUGAUGUUGCGGAAGUAGACAGUAAGGAGCUAAGCAAAGAGUGGCUGGGGAUCGACACUCCUUGUAAAAUCAGAAGUAGAGAAAGUUUGUCUGCCAUCAAGAGAGCCACUACAGUUCACUGCAAGACUGUCAUUGCUAACAUAUCAUGCCAGAUUCAGGCUGGCAGCUUUUACCCAGUAAGACUUCAGAGCUACUGUCCCUCUAAUGGAAAGGUUCGAGGCAAGCACGUGGGCUGCUUUGUUGACAGUCGUGAAAAUCGAAUACUGAGAGGCCACGCAGGACAACUAAAGCGCAACACUCCAACCUUAUGUAGCGAUAUAUGUUAUCAACGUGGAUAUAUAUAUUCCGGAGUGCAGUAUGGGAAGGAAUGUUUCUGUGGUAAUGAAGAAAUACCUCUUCAGAUGAAAGUUGCAGACAGCCUGUGCAAUAUGCCAUGUACUGGGGACUCUCAUCUGAAGUGUGGAGAUUACCUUCACAUUAACAUUUAUCAAACUGGAUUGGCAAAGUAUGUCCCACAAGCUCUGAAGGGGCCAUCAUCAGCGGGCAGAAACAUCCCAGUGAGAAUUGUUUUCAUCUUGACCGUCAAUGGUAGAGCCAUGAGGCAGCUCAGUCGGCUAGUUAAGGCUCUCUAUCACAAGGACCACUAUUUCUUCAUCCAUGUGGACUCUCGACAAGACUACCUGUUCAGAGAGGUGCUGAAGCUCGAGGAACAGUUCGACAACAUUCAUGUGUCUCGGUACCGACUGUCUACCAUAUGGGGCGGUGCUUCCCUCCUCAAGAUACUUCUACACUGUAUGCAACAAGUGUUACAAAUCAAAAGUUGGAAUUGGGAUUUUGUCAUUAACCUCAGUGAAUCUGAUUAUCCUAUUAAAAAAAACGAGGAGCUGGUGAGUUUCUUGACCAACAACAAAGAACGCAAUUUCCUCAAAUCCCACGGCCACGACACCAACAGAUUCCUUCAGAAGCAAGGACUCGACCGCACCUUCCUCGAGUGUGAGACUCACAUGUGGAGGAUCGGUGAACGACGGCUGCCUCUUGGUAUACGCGUGGACGGUGGUAGUGACUGGCUGUGUCUUAACCGUCAUUUUGUGGAGUAUGUGAUUAACAGCCAAGAUCAGCUGGUGGGAGGCCUUAAGAAGAUUUAUUCCUACACCCUGUUGCCUGCUGAGUCAUUCUUCCAUACUGUUCUCCGCAACUCACGCUUCUGCCAGUCUUUCACGGACAACAACCUUCAUGUUACGAACUGGAAGAGGAAGUUAGGCUGCAAGUGUCAGUAUAAGCACAUUGUUGAUUGGUGCGGCUGUUCACCCAAUGACUUCACUCCUGGUGAUUGGCCUAAGCUUGAGACGUCAUCAUCACGCAACCUGUUCUUCGCUCGAAAGUUUGAGGCGGUGAUCAGCCAAGCCAUCAUUAACCAGGUGGACGCUUGGCUCUACACUCCCUACUACUCCUCUACUCCGGGACUAGAAAGUUACUGGGAAAAUCGUUACCAUCAUGAGGACAAACCGUCUAGCAAUAAUGACGCAGCCCUUACACUCUACCAUGCUGGAGCCAGACUCAGUACUCAGUCACUCUCUCAUCUCAUCACCACAGAGAAGAAUGACUGCGCGAUCUAUGCCACUUCUGUUCUUCAGGCUUAUUCCUAUCAUGUUAGCGACACAUUUAAGGGUGUUGUGAUACAGUUUGUGGGUACUAUAAGUGGUCAGGGAACCUUUCAUCUUGAAACUUGGAUCUUCCCACAUGUCAAGUACAGGUUACCCUUUGAGAAACCAAACCAUAGAUUAACUGAUCUGGAAGUGGGAACAGAUUUUGACGUUAAGGAGCAAGUUUUUCGUAACUUUGGUGGAGCUAUGGGCCCCAACAGUGACGUCACUGUAGCAACACGAUGGUCUGGUGGGGUGACUGGUGAUGAGAGAGUUGGUGGGGAGGACACAGUGCAGCAUCCUCUCAUAGUUCUCAUUGAUCCAACAUCAACUCUUGCUGCUGAAGCUGAGAUUACCCUGGAACCUGGAGAACAGGUCGUCUCACACAAUUUUGAGUUACGUAAGCCACUUCUUCCUGGGUCGUGGAUGAUGCGAGUGCUGAUUGACAACGUUGUGAUCGCCUCCCACUCGUUCCUCAUCUUACCUCUCCAGUUUGUACAAGGGCGUCAGAUAUCAGUUAAAGAGGCCAGGAUGCUGCACAAAGGACCGUCAGAGCCAUAUACUAAUGCAGAUCUCAGCCACAGUAGCCUCCUGCUGAGCCUUGGGCAGCCUGGUAACUCCUCAGCCCAGGAAGUCUCCGCCUUACACUCUCACCUGCAUGGUCCUAAGCUGUCUAACUGGAUCGAUAAUCUAGUCACCAGGUUCUACACUAUUCAAGAUUCAUGUUACAUCCCUAGUCAACACGUGCCAGAGUGUGUUCACGUUCUUCUGGACUCCUGCACAAAGAACAUCUGGAGCUCUCAGUCACCCGACCCCAAGUCACACCUCGGGGAAAUUGACCCCAAGACGGGAAAAAUUGUCGACUCUUACCGCAUUGGCAAUAGUGAAUUUAGAUAAGUUUGGUGAUCCAGAUAUAAUGUGUUGAUAAAAAUCUCUGGAUCAGUGUGGUUGGUUGCAGUGAAUAUAUCUACCCAGUUAUUGAUAUAUCAUACUGUGUACAGAACAGCAUGGGAGAGUCUUGUUGGUGGGACCAUUAAGAAUUUAUGAUAUCACUUGGAACCAUUUUAUUAGUAUAAGUGCAUAAUUGGCUGUGUAUCAUUGCAUUAAAAAUCAUUUAAAAUAAAAAAUAAAAUGAAAAGGAAUAUUACAAUGUAUAUAAAUAUAAUGAAUAUAUUUUUUAUUCUUUCAAACUUUUUUCUCCAUAAUGAUGAAUGAUUGGAAACAGUAGCACACACACACACACGCACACACACACAGUGAUGAAUGAUUAGAAACAUUAGCAGAUACAGUGUGUGUGUGUGUGUGUGUUUACUCUUGUUUUUGGCCCAACCUGCAUUAAGUGGGGGAUAUGACUUGAAAGAAUAAAGAAUAUAUAUACAGUAAAUAUAUAUAUACUACAUGGUAUAUGUGAUAUCGUUCAAGAAUUAGGUACAGUACUUAUCUUAUGACCGUACAUUUGAUAAAGAAUGAUAAACAUUGUAUGGUUAGUAAUAUCUAGAAAUAAGAAUUCCCACAAGAAAGUUUUCAUUCGUGUGACAGAACUCAAGAUUUCCCUCAUAAGAAUGUUGUUUGAGUCUCAGGAUAAGUAAGCUGGAACUUAUUACAGGUGUUAAAUCAAAUGGCAUAUAGUACUGUAUAUAUAUGUAUUACUGUAUAUGUACUGUACAGUAUGUGUAUGACCCAUUGCAAGACCUAGAACAGUGAAUCAUCAAGAAAACCAAUUCAGUGAACAGCAAGGAGUUAGAUCCAUGUUUUGUUCUGUGCAUGCUUUAAGCUUACACACAUCUGUGAGUACAGUAUAUCAAAAUUGGACAAUUAAAUGAUUGAAUAAAAGUUAUGAAUUACCUGGUUUGUGUGUGUGUGUGUGUGUGACAAAGUUUCACAUGACUUAGGAGUUCCUAAUACCCAAUGCUUGUGUUCUGAAGGGAACUGAAUAGAAAAUAUGAAAUCAAAUCCAUUCCCCAAAAUAAGUAUUUUCACAUGUACAGUAUUUAAUAUGAAAGAAGCUUUAAGAUGCAUAAUACAAGCACAAAUUAUAUGUCACAGUUUUAAUAUAGAGUUAUUAAUAGUCUUUGUGAUAAAUACUUGUGAAAAAGUGUUUUUAUAGUGAAUUUGGUAUACUGUAUAGAACUUGGGGGCACAUCUGGCCAGUGAGAUGUGUCUGGUUGUCUGGUGACCAUCAGCUUUACCAAAUGGUUGUUGUCAUUUGAUUCUGUAUGUUAAGAAUGUUCUGAUUAACUGAAGAGUUUAAAUAAUGUGAUAACAUUAUAUGUGCCAUUUAGUAGUGCUGAGCCUGAGGAGUAACAUACAGUUGUAAGUUCCUUGGGUGAAAAGUCUAGUACAUUAAUGGCUGUUUUGUUUGAUGUUUAUGAUACACACUUCACAAUGCUCAUACAAAAAUCAUUAUCAGAGCAUAUAUAUGGAUGGCUGGCAAUUUUAAUUGUUUAAUAGUGAAUUUAUUAUGGAAAACUUGUAGUGUUUUAAUAUCUUGAUAAUAUGAGCAUUUUGUAACAUUAUUUGGUGUAUUAUGAAUGUAAACAAGAAUAAAAGAAACUAAAGAAUAGUCUAGGAUUACGAUUAGGAUAUUUAAAACAAAUUGUGUUUUCAGUUACAUCUCUUCAAGUUUGGGUAGACAAG
This is a messenger RNA of Homarus americanus (American lobster), 4573 nucleotides long. Its product is annotated as xylosyltransferase oxt-like. NCBI's taxonomy places the organism in Eukaryota, Metazoa, Arthropoda, Malacostraca, Decapoda, Nephropidae. Gene Ontology annotation, cellular component: membrane. Gene Ontology annotation, molecular function: protein xylosyltransferase activity. Bases 14 to 2833 code for a protein of 939 amino acids. The record is from RefSeq and is a predicted model, not a curated record. Gene Ontology annotation, biological process: chondroitin sulfate proteoglycan biosynthetic process; heparan sulfate proteoglycan biosynthetic process. The transcript is spliced from 18 exons.